GGGCAGUUAUGUCCGGUGAAUUCCAGUUGUACAGUGCAUAGGACUGCUUAUCGUGUUUACUUCGGGUGGUGGGCGGUGACGUUCAAUCCAUUGGAGGGGGACCCAGGGAAAGAAAGAGCAUACACUAAACCCGAUCAAGCGAUAAGCAUCUAAUCUCCGCCAUCUUGGAUUGUGAUCUCCAAAUCGCAUCCAACAAUACCUCCCGGCACUCCAACCACAAACCAUUGAAACACAAAAGUCAAAGCACCAAUAGCACCCCCAAAAGGGAACGAAAAGAGGAAAAUGGCCACCCCAACGCAAGAACAGCUCAAAACCCUCGAACAAUCCCGCCAGCGACUGGUCCAGCUCACGCGCUCGCUGGCGUCCCUAAUCACAAGUCUAAAUCAAAGUGAUCCUCUGCCAUCCUGGUCCUCUCUCCAAUCCCAAGCUAGCAUCAUCUCAAACAACCUCCUCAGCGUCUCCGACCACCUCUCCGACAACCGCGAUCUCCUGACCUCACUUGUCGCUUAUCCGGGCCCUGACUAUCCAGGUCGUACGCAGGCCAACACGCUCGAACAGCUUCUUCGGACGAAGCUUGACCCCCGCGUCGAGGACUGGGUUGCGCGCGGUCGCAAGGCGGGCGCGUCUGCGCUGGAGGAUAAAUCCGGGCUGGCGGAGGCGGAACUGGCGGAGUUGUGGGAUUGGGCGCCCGUGGAGGCGAAUCAGGAGGCAAGACGGAGGGAUUGGGGAGGGAAUUUUACGCUCGAGGAGAGGGAGAUGGGUGUGCAGAAUGUUGUUACGGGGUUGGCGAGGGUGUUGGAGGAUGAGGGGAGUGAGAGUGAGGAUGAGGAGGAAGGGGAAGAGGAUGAGAUGGAGAUUGUCGGUGUUAGGAGGCAGUCUGCUGGGGCUGGGUUUGAGUUUGAUAUUGCGCCUGCUUCGGCUGCACAGCAUCAUCAGCAGAAGUUUGUGGAGCCUGCGGUUCCGUUGGAGGAUAUUUUGAGGUUUAUGACUACUGGGGCGGAGCCGGGGAAGAGGUAAUACUUUGGAAUGAUAGUUUGAGAAGUUACG
Messenger RNA from Aspergillus caelatus, 1047 nucleotides. It is a transcript of the gene med8, whose product is annotated as RNA polymerase II mediator complex subunit MED8. The coding region runs from base 283 to 1017 and encodes 244 amino acids. Gene Ontology annotation, molecular function: RNA polymerase II cis-regulatory region sequence-specific DNA binding; transcription coregulator activity. Gene Ontology annotation, cellular component: core mediator complex; mediator complex. Gene Ontology annotation, biological process: regulation of transcription by RNA polymerase II. The record is from RefSeq and is a predicted model, not a curated record. NCBI's taxonomy places the organism in Eukaryota, Fungi, Ascomycota, Eurotiomycetes, Eurotiales, Aspergillaceae. The transcript has 2 exons.